Messenger RNA from Oncorhynchus keta (chum salmon), 2103 nucleotides. RefSeq names its product queuine tRNA-ribosyltransferase 1 (gene qtrt1). Gene Ontology annotation, cellular component: cytosol. The transcript has 9 exons. NCBI's taxonomy places the organism in Eukaryota, Metazoa, Chordata, Actinopteri, Salmoniformes, Salmonidae. The record is from RefSeq and is a predicted model, not a curated record. Gene Ontology annotation, molecular function: tRNA-guanosine(34) queuine transglycosylase activity. Bases 52 to 1305 code for a protein of 417 amino acids.
GUGUAGUUCCGGUAUGUCACGUGCUUGUUGACGUCGUCUGUGUGCAACAACAUGGCUGCGCCCAUAACCAGAGGAGCUGCAACGAGCAGCCUUGAAACAGGCAUGGUUGUCAAGAAAGCCGUUUCCAUCGUUGCUCCUCUUGCUCUCCGAAUCAUCGCCGAAUGUCCAGUGACCAAAGCGAGGGCUUGUGAUCUCAAACUCCCUCACUGUACGAUCAGCACCCCAGUGUUUAUGCCUGUUGGUACACAAGGCACGAUGAAGGGAAUCACUGUGGACCAACUCGAUGAUCUGGGAUGUCAGAUUUGUCUUGGCAACACAUACCACUUGGGUAUGAGACCGGGUCCUGAGCUGAUUGAGAAAGCAAAUGGCCUGCAUGGCUUCAUGAACUGGAAAAGAAACCUUUUGACUGACAGUGGGGGCUUUCAGAUGGUGUCUCUUGUUGAACUAUCUGAGGUUACUGAGGAGGGGGUCAAGUUCAAAUCUCCUUAUGAUGGGAAGGAGAUCCUUCUGAGUCCUGAGCAGUCAAUCGCCAUACAGAACAGUCUGGGGUCAGACAUCAUGAUGCAGUUGGAUGACGUGGUCAGCAGUACGGUGACUGGGCCGCGGGUGGAGGAGGCUACGUGGAGAUCGAUUCGCUGGCUGGACCGCUGCAUUGCAGCCAAUAAGAAUCCAGAUAGACAGAACCUGUUUGCCAUCAUCCAGGGGGGCCUGAACACAGAGCUGCGCAAAGCCUGUCUAGACGAAAUGACAAAACGGGAUGUUCCUGGCUUUGCUAUCGGUGGGCUGAGCGGAGGUGAGGAGAAGGAUGAUUUCUGGAGGAUGGUGACACUCAGCACAGACCACCUGCCUCGGGAGAAGCCUCGCUACCUCAUGGGGGUUGGUUAUGCAGUAGACCUGGUGGUGUGUGUUGCUCUGGGUUGUGACAUGUUUGACUGUGUCUUCCCAACACGCACUGCAAGGUUUGGCUCAGCUCUAGUCCCGUGGGGAUCUCUGACAAUUACCAAGAAGCAGUUUGCCAAGGACCUACAGGCAAUAGAUCCAGACUGCCAGUGCCCCACCUGCCGGAGGCACAGUCGGGCCUAUCUGCAUGCUCUGUUCAAGAGUGACACCGCAGCCAUGCAUCACAUUACCAUCCACAACAUCUCCUACCAGCUCACUCUGAUGCGGUCGAUGAGACAGAGCAUCAUAGAUGGUCGCUUCCCAGACUUUGUGAGGACAUUCAUGAAGAGAAUGUUCCCCUCUCCUGAACAGUAUCCAGGCUGGGCGGUGGAUGCUCUAGGAACAGUCAACAUCACAUUGAAUUAAACUGCUUUAUACAGCCUGGGACUUCCUCUGAAAUGGCCAAUAAGACCUUUUUAUAUGAGAAAUCAGAUCUCCUUUUUAAAAAUGGUUUUGUUUGUUAUGAAAUCGCUUUUUCUACUUUCAUGCUUAUUAUGCUUCAUUUGGGUAAUUGCUUCUGCCUGUAUAUUCUGUCAGUGUCACGCCCUGGUCGAAGUAUAGUAUGUUUGUCUUCAUUUAUUUGGUCAAGCCAGGGUGUGACAUGGGUUAUUAUGGUGCGUUUUUGUCAUGGGGUUUUGUGGGGUGUCUCGCAUAGUCUAUGGCUGCCUGAGGCGGUUCUCAAUCAGAGUCAGGUGAUUUUCGUUGUCUCUGAUUGGGAACCAUAUUUAGGCAGCCAUAUUCUUUGAGUAUUUCGUGGGUGAUUGUUCCUGUCUCUGUGUUAGUUGUCACCAGAUAAGGCUGUAUAGGUUUUCACCUUCCGUUUGUUGUUUUUGUAUUGUUCGUGUUUCAUCAUUCAUCAAAGAUGUAUCGAACUAACCACACUGCAUUUUGGUCCGACUCUCCUUCGACGGAAGAAAGCCGUAACAGAAUCACCCACCACACCAGGACCAAGCAGCGUGGUGACAGGCAGCGGCAGCAGGAGCUACGAAGUUUGGAGUAUACGACUUGGGAGGAAAUAGACAGGUGGGCGGUCGACCCAGAGAGAGUGCCGGAGCCCGCCUGGGAUUCGCUGGAGCAGUGCGAAGCAGGUUAUCGGAGAAUGGAGUUGGCGAAGCAAGCAUGGCGACGCGGAUGGAAGACCGAGAGUCAGCCCCAAAAAUGUAU